AUGGGAGUCGAAAGGAUCCGGUACCAUUGGCUUUUGAUUAAGCAGAAUAUUAAGCACUUAAUAAUCAGUUCCACUAUUAUUGUGAAUUAAGCAGCUAGUAAUUUAAAAGAAUAUUUAAGAACACGUGAUGCCAAAGGAUUGAACUAAAAAUCAUUCGAAGAUAUUUUCUGUGAAAACCCAACUUAUGGAAUUAAAUUGUUCAGAUUUUUAGAAGCGUAUUCCGGAUCCCCAGGAUUGAUUAAGAAGGAGCCUUUGUUCGAAUUUUUGGAAUUGUUGGUGAAGGAUGUCCAAACUAAUAUUCCCACAUUUAAGAACCUAGAGAGAUUUGAACUCGUGUCGUUAAUUUCCUUAUAGGAUUCAAAGUUUUUGACAACCAAGGAGGAAUUAGCAUAACUACAAUUAACUUACUUAGAUACAAUUGGAGUGAUUAAAGAUUUAAUAAAGAUGCAUCAAAUAGGUAAAAAAGCAGUUUCUACGAAUGAGAGGUACAUCAAGACAUUGGUUGAUAUGCUUUAUAAAAAUGAAGCCGGUUCAUUUUCUUGGGUUAGUUUGGUAGACUUUGUUACAAAAUAAAUGCCAGGCACGAAAGAAGCAAUUAAACUAUACUUUUAAGCAAAAUUUAUGGGGAAGCAAAUCAAUAAUUUUAUUCCUGUUGUGAAUACUCCAUCGUAUUUCUUGACUGAUGAAUUGUGUUUCCAAUUAUUUCUAAGUACAAAUUCAGUCUUAAAGAAUUGUUCACAAUUGUCAUUACUGUAUUCAAGUGUUGCACAUCAAGGGGGUUUUAAUUAAAUGAUUCAAGCUAUGAAAGAUAGUAAAUUACCUACAUUACUAUUGGUUUAGCAUGAGGAAACUUAUGAUUAAAAAGUGAAAUAAUAGACUUUUGGUGCUAUUACCAAUUUAAAAUGGUAUGACACUUAAUAAUAUUUUGGAACUAAAGAUGAUUGUAUUUUUAGUCUCUAUCCCUAUUACAAGAUAUUUAAGGCAAAAAAAGGAGAAUAAAAUUAUUGCUAUUUAGAUUCUUAAAAGGGUUUUGGCUUUGGAGGUAAGAAUGGUGAAGGAUGCAGAAUUUGGAUUGACAAGAACAUUGAAAAUUCAUAUUGCAAUCAAUUUGAUGAUACUUAUGAGAAUGGUCCCAUUGUACUUCCUUAUGUUAAGAAACUCAAAAUCAAGAUUAUUGAGAUUUGGGCCAUUCAACAUCCAGCUGAUGACAUGGAUGAUAAUACUGAAGUGGUAGUAGACUUGAAAGACCCUCUGCUCUAAUAGCCUGAUGAAGUACAAUUUCCAGAUUCCAAUGCUGAUUAUUAUUGGGUAGGCUAAGAUCAAAAAAUUGAUGAAAAGAAUUCAGGAUAUUAUUGGGAAGUGUAAAGUGAGACAAAAUGA
Messenger RNA from Paramecium tetraurelia, 1380 nucleotides. RefSeq lists its product as uncharacterized. Lineage: Eukaryota; Ciliophora; Oligohymenophorea; Peniculida; Parameciidae. The record is from RefSeq and is a predicted model, not a curated record. The transcript is spliced from 6 exons.